This is a messenger RNA of Sarcophilus harrisii (Tasmanian devil), 4622 nucleotides long. RefSeq names its product Rho guanine nucleotide exchange factor 10 like (gene ARHGEF10L). Gene Ontology annotation, biological process: actin cytoskeleton organization; SREBP signaling pathway; positive regulation of stress fiber assembly. Gene Ontology annotation, cellular component: cytosol. NCBI's taxonomy places the organism in Eukaryota, Metazoa, Chordata, Mammalia, Dasyuromorphia, Dasyuridae. Gene Ontology annotation, molecular function: guanyl-nucleotide exchange factor activity; protein binding. The record is from RefSeq and is a predicted model, not a curated record.
CCUGCCCCUAGCGCCUUUGUAAUUCCCCUGCCGCCGCACCACAAAGAGCCCGCCAAGCCGAGAGCUGGGACUCCCAGGGAGAAGGUGGUGAGCUGAGCAGAGUCACAGGCAGAUGGCUUCCUCAGACCCGUCUCCUCAGCCUGCAGUAGGAGACCAGCCAGCCCAGGAUGUCCCAAGGACUUCCCCUGAGGCCGAGGAGGACCCGGGAGAGGCUUUUGAGUUUGAUGACAGUGAUGAAGAGGAAGAGGACUCCAGGAAGGGCCCAGAGAAGGAUGGAGAAGCCCCCCUCAUUCACUUUGAUGCUGCCCCUCUCACUGAUCCCGCGGCUGCCCAGCCUCAGCCAGAGACCCUGGCUGUGGUGAGCAAUGGAGAAUCCGUGGGAGCUGGGAAUCGGCAUUCCAGCUGGAAGCGGAAGAGCUCUCGCCGAGUUGACCGUUUCACUUUCCCCAUCCUGGAAGAAGAUGUGAUUUACGAUGACGUCCCCUGCGAGAACCUGGACUCUCACCAGCACGGGUCAGAGAGGAGCCUGAUUUAUGAGAAUGUCCACCGAGAAGGAGGCCCGAGGGAGUCAGAAGACCUAGGCUGGAGCUCCAGUGAGUUCGAGAGCUACAGUGAAGACUCUGGAGAAGAAGAGGUCAAACCAGAAGUGGAGCCCACCAAACACCGUGUGUCUUUCCAGCCCAAGCUUUCUCCAGAUCUGUCUAGGCUAAAGGAGAGAUACGCCAGGACUAAGAGGGACAUCUUGGCUUUAAGAGUUGGGGGGAGAGACAUGCAGGACCUGAAGCAGAGAUACGAUUGUAAGAUGACCCAGCUCAUGAAGGCUGCCAAGAGCGGGACCAAGGAUGGGCUGGAGAAGACGAGAAUGGCAGUCAUGCGCAAAGUCUCCUUCCUGCACAGGAAAGAAGUCCUAGGUGACUCAGAAGAGGAGGACAUGGGGUUCCUGGAAGUCACUGUUUCAGAUAUCAAGCACCCAGCUCCAGAACUGGGACCCAUGCCUGAUGGCCUCAGCCCUCAACAGGUGGUGAGACGUCACAUCUUACGGUCCAUUGUGCAGAGUGAGGGCAGCUAUGUGGAAUCCCUGAAACGGAUCCUUCAGGAUUACAGAAACCCCCUGAUGGAGAUGGAGCCCAAGGUGCUGAGCGCUCGCAAGUGCCAGGUGGUCUUCUUUCGCCUGAAGGAGAUUCUGCAGUGCCAUUCCAUGUUUCAGAUCGCCCUCUCCUCCCGAGUGGCCGAGUGGGACACGACUGAGAAGAUCGGCGACCUGUUUGUGGCCUCGUUCUCUAAGUCCAUGGUCUUGGAUGUGUACAGUGAUUAUGUCAACAACUUUACUACUGCCAUGUCCAUCAUCAAGAAAGCCUGUCUCACCAAGCCAGCGUUCCUGGAGUUCCUCAAGAGGCGACAGGUGAGCAGCUCAGAUCGAGUCACCCUCUAUGGGCUUAUGGUGAAGCCCAUCCAGAGGUUUCCUCAGUUCAUCCUUCUGCUUCAGGACAUGCUGAAGAACACCCCCAAAGGCCACCCCGACAGGCUGUCCCUCCAGCUGGCCCUCACGGAGCUGGAGACGCUGGCUGAGAAGCUGAACGAGCAGAAGCGGCUGGCUGACCAGCUGGCUGAGAUCCAGCAGCUGACCAAGAGCGUGAGUGACCGGAGCAGCCUCAACAAGUUGCUGACGUCGGGUCAGCGGCAGCUGCUGCUGUGCGAGACCCUGACAGAGACGGUCUAUGGGGACCGUGGGCAGCUCAUCAAGUCCAAAGAAAGGAAGGUCUUCCUGCUCAAUGACAUGCUGGUGUGUGCCAACAUCAACUUCAAGCCUGUCAAUCACAGGGGCCAGCUGGAGAUCAGCAGCCUGGUCCCCCUGGGCCCGAAAUACGUGGUGAAGUGGAACACAUCCCUGCCCCAGGUGCAAGUGAUGGAAGUGGGCCAGGAGGGCGGCACCUACGAUAAGGACAACGUCGUCAUUCAGAACGCCGGCGCCAAGAAGUCUUCCCCAGCCAGCCAGGCCCACAACAAGGUGUACCUCGGGCCCCCUCGCCUCUUCCAGGAGCUGCAGGAUUUGCAGAAGGACCUGGCUGUGGUUGAACAGAUCACCCUGCUUAUCAGCACCCUUCAUGGCACCUAUCAGAAUUUGAACAUGACAGUGGCUCAAGAUUGGUGCCUUGCCUUACAAAGGCUGAUGAGGGUGAAGGAAGAGGAAAUCCAUUCUGCUAAUAAGUGUCGUCUCCGUCUCCUGCUCCCUGGAAAGCCAGACAAGUCUGGCCGGCCCAUCAGUUUCAUGGUGGUUUUUAUCACACCCAACCCCCUGAGCAAGAUCUCCUGGGUGAACCGUCUACACUUGGCCAAAAUUGGGCUCCGGGAGGAGAAUCAGCCUGGCUGGAAGAGCCCUGAUGAGGACAAGAAGAGCAAAGCCCCCUUUUGGUGCCCAAUUUUGGCUUGUUGCAUCCCUGCCUUUUCGUCUCGCACCCUCAGCCUUCAGCUCAGGUCCCUGAUCCACAGUCCAGUCCACUCCCCUCUCCUGGGCUUCUCUGCAGUCAGCACAUCCCUUCCUCAAGGCUACCUCUGGGUUGCUGGUGGCCAGGACGGUGCUGGUGGCCAGGUGGAGAUCUUCUCCCUGAACCGGCCCACACCUAGAAUGGUCAAGUCCUUCCCUGUGGCCUCCCCUGUGCUCUGCAUGGAAUACAUUCCAGAGAAGAACGAGGAGGAGGAGGACCAAGAAUCGGGCAGGCCGGCCCCCGACCCCUCAUCUGUGGUACAUCCAACCAUCUGCCUCGGGCUUCAGGACGGGAGCAUCCUUGUGUACGGCAGUGUGGACACAGGGACCCAGUGCUUGGCCUCCUGCAAGAGCCCCGGACUACAGCCUGUCCUAUGCCUCUGUUACAGCCCCCACUACCUCUUUGCUGGCCUACAGGAUGGGACUGUUGCUGCCUACCCCCAGAGCAGCGGUGGCCUCUGGGAGAUGGAGAGCCCACCAACGUGCUUGACCGUGGGGCCAGGACCCAUCCGAACCUUACUGAGCCUGGAGGAUGCUGUGUGGGCCAGUUGUGGACACCAGGUCACUGUGCUGGAUGCUACGACUUUACAGACUCAGCAAAGCUUUGAGGCGCACCAGGAGGAGGCGGCGAGCGUGACACACAUGGUGAAGGCGGGCAGCGGCGUCUGGAUGGCCUUCUCCCUGGGCGCCUCCAUUCGCCUCUUCCACACGGAGACUCUUGAGCACCUCCAGGAGAUCAACAUUGCCACACGGACCACUUCCCUCCUGCCAGGCCAGAAGCAAGUCUGUGUGACCAGCCUGCUCAUCUGCCAGGGUCAGCUCUGGGUGGGCACCGACCAGGGCAUCAUUGUUCUGCUGCCUGUCCCCCGACUGGAGGGUAUCCCCAAGAUCACAGGAAAGGGCAUGGUCUCCCUCAAUGGUCACUGUGGGCCAGUGGACUUCCUAGCUGUGGCCACCAGCACUCUGGCUCCUGAUAUCCUGAGGAGUGACCAGGAUGAGGCCGAGGAGGAGAAGGGAAGGGGCCAUCCCAGGCCUCCACCGCCCUGACGUCCCCAGCCCGAGCUGGUCCAAAAAGGGCAUUCUUUCCAGUACCGCCUCGCCCACGGGCAACCUGGGACCCCUCCCUUCAGGCGUGAGCCGGACCCCGAUGGGACGGCCCUGGCCCACAGUGAGGAGGAUGGCUCUAUAUAUGAGAUGGCGGAUGACCCCGAUGUUUGGGUGCGCAGUCGGCCCUGUGCCCGUGAUGCUCAUCGUAAAGAGAUCUCCUCGGUGGCCAUCAUCUCGGGAGGGCAGGGCUAUCGCAACUUUGGCGGCGGCGGGAGGCCAGCCUUGGGCAGCGAGACAGACAGUACCCUGCUCAUCUGGCAGGUCCCCCUGAUGAUCUAGCCGCCCUCCCUCCACUGGCCGCCCUUCUAGGAAUAGUGCCUUGCACUGCCCUGGGAAUGCCAACAUGCUGCCGUGACCUACCUGGGCCUUUAUUUUCCAUAGUGCCCUUUCCUCUAUUUUCUGUCAGGUCAGGGUAAAAAAAGACUGAAAAGAAGUCACUUCUUCACGUGCCAGCUGCUUCGUAGGGUAAAAAUAGGUCUUGAGGAGCUCUCUUGGCAGAAGGGGAAGAAAACUCUUUUUUAAAAACAAAACAAAAAAAACUUUUAAAAGGGUAUUUUUUUUUUUGUUUUUGUUUUUUUGAUUUAGGGUUCUAGAUAUGGAGGGAAUCUUUGGAGAAAAUAGUCUUUUAAAAUAAAUAUAUAUAUAUGCGUUUUAUAUAUAUGUGUAUAUAUAUGUGUACAUAUAUAUAUAUACACACAUACAUGAACAUCACAACUGCCAAUCAAAGCACUGUCCUCAUGGGCUCAAGGGCAGAAUUAGAUUUUACAAAACUCACCUCUCUAAAGAUGUGUGCUUGUGCAAGAGUGUGUGUGUGUGUGUGUGUGUGUGUGUGUGUGUGUGUGAGUGUGUGUGUGAGAGAGAGAGAGAGCGAGAGCGAGAGCAAGAGCAAGAGAUGGGUGUGUGCCCCUGUACAAAUAAAUAAGUAUAUAUAAUGUAUAUUAUUUAUGUAAAAAUAAAGUCUGUAUAUAUUGGUGCAUCGGGAGAGACAAUAAUAAAGGCAUGGUUAAUGUCUGUAUUUGAGUUGUGCGUC